This is a messenger RNA of Colletotrichum graminicola M1.001, 1515 nucleotides long. RefSeq names its product amidohydrolase. Lineage: Eukaryota; Fungi; Ascomycota; Sordariomycetes; Glomerellales; Glomerellaceae. The transcript has 2 exons. The record is from RefSeq and is a predicted model, not a curated record. Gene Ontology annotation, cellular component: cytosol. The coding region runs from base 1 to 1515 and encodes 504 amino acids. Gene Ontology annotation, molecular function: deaminase activity.
AUGCACGCUUUCACAUUAGCUGCGGCACUCACGGCCACCGCCAGCCUGGCGAACGCGUCCUCGGUCCUCCUCCGGGGCGGCACUAUUAUCGGCUUAGACGAGGGGAGCAACUCCCUCAAUGUCAUCCGCAACGGCUCGCUCCUCAUUACGGACGACCGCAUCACGUCCGUCUAUACCGCAGACCAGUCGCUGCCCAAAACCUCCAACAACACCCAAGUCGUCGACGCGACGAACAAGAUCAUUACCCCCGGUUUCAUUGACACACAUCGUCAUGGCUGGCAGACGGCCUUCAAGACCAUUGGUUCAAACACGUCGCUGGCCGAGUACUUCACCCGCUACGGCGAGUAUGCCGCCGCCGGUCUUCUGAAUGCUGACGAUGUCUACAUCGGCCAGCUCGCGGGCUUGUACGAGGCGCUGAAUGCCGGCGUCACCACGAUUCUGGACCAUGCCCAUCACACCUGGUCUAAUGAGACCGCUGAGGCGGGUUUGAAGGCAAGCAUAGACAGCGGCGCGAGAGUGUUCUGGUCGUACGCCUUCCACGACGUCACCAACUACACCGUCUCAGAGCAGCUUGAGAACUUCAGGGACAUCGCCACAAAGGCCGAGUUCGACGGCACUGCUACCAGCCUCGGCGUUGCCUGCGACUUCUUCGGCCCCGACCCUAUCCUUGCUGAUGUAAACGCUGUAGUCGAUCUCGCCAAGGAGUUCAACGUCUCCGUCAUUACCACUCACAGCCUUCAGGGGCCUUGGGGUAUCACCAACAGCCCCGAGGAUCUUCAUGCCAUCGGCGCUCUCAACACCAGCAUACCCGUCGUGUUUUCCCAUGCCUCAUACCUGACCUACCGGGGCGCUGCCCUUCUCCGUUCUACCAAUCAGUAUAUCUCAAUCACACCCGAAUCGGAAAUGCACUACGGUCAUACCCACCCGCACAGCCAUCUCAUUCAAGAUCAGGGUGCUUUGGGAAUUGACACCCACUUCACCUACUCAUCCGACGUGCUCACGCAAGCCCGCAUCUGGCUGCAGAGCACUAGAAGACUGCUCUAUCAGCAGGUACUCGCCCGGUGGCGCAUUCCCACCACCACGCCCAUGACUGUCAACCAGGCCUUCCUCCUGGCUACCCGAAAGGGUGGCCUCGCCCUGCGCCGCUCUGACAUAGGCAUCAUCGCCGAGGGCGCCAAGGCUGACGUCAUCGUUUGGGACGGUGAGAGCCCUGCCCUACUCGGCUGGGUCGAUCCUGUGGCCGCCGUGAUCCUUCACGCCAGCGUCGGCGAUGUUGAGCAUGUCCUCGUUGACGGCAAAUUUGUCAAGAAGGAUCGCAAGCUCGUAGUUCCCGGUUACUCAGAUGUCAAGAAGAGAUUUUUGGAGAGCGCGCGCAAAAUUCAGCAGACCUGGAAGGAGACGCCGUUUACCACCCUCGCGGGAGAGUUCAGCAGCUCCGGUGCACCGUAUGAGGCACCCAUCUCUGUCGAUGUCGUCGGUGGUGGCGAGACUGGAUAUGGCACUCUCCAUGUCUAG